AUGAAGUCGACCAACAAGGAAAGAAUGUUGGAGGAAAAGCUAGAGGAAGAUAAUGAAAGAGAGUUAUGUAAUGACCUUUGCUAUCCUUUGCAUUGGUUCAAAAUGCUGGCAACUGAGAUGCAUUGGAGCUUCAUUUAUGGCAUUGUGGUGGUUAAUGGCAUCAACCAGGGGCUAGGCGGAGCCGUUGGCCGAGUGGCUUCAGACUAUUACUGGAAGGAUGUCCAGGAGGUUCAGCCUUCAGAGUCUCAGGUUUAUCAGGGGAUAACUUCCCUCCCAUGGAUCAUUAAACCACUCUGGGGUCUCCUCACUGACAUCCUCCCCGUCGCCGGCUACCGGAGAAGGCCCUACUUGAUUUUAGCAGGUCUUCUGGGAGCAAUUUCUAUGCUCAUAAUAUGGCUAGAGAAGGAUCUAUUUACUAUGCUUGCCUUGCUUCUGCUCACCAUAGCAAAUGCAGGAUCAGCAAUAGCAGAUGUUACUAUUGAUGCUUGUAUUGCUCAGAACAGUGUAACUCACCCUUCACUUGCCUCCGACAUGCAAAGCCUCUGUGGCUUGAGUUCUUCCAUUGGAGGCUUACUUGGUUUCUCCAUCAGUGCCUUCCUCAUGGACGCAAUUAGUUCUCAGGAGGCACUUGGACUGCUAAGCUUUCCUUCUUUACUGGUGCUCUCGGUUGGAAUGGUACUGAAAGAGCAGUAUGCACAAGAUUUUUCAUAUUGUCAGAUCCACGAGAAGCUAAUGCAAGCAAAUAAAACAAUGUGGAAAACAUUGAAGUGCGCUGAGGUUUGGAAGCCAUGUAUCUUUACUUUUGCUUCUCUGGCUCUCAGUUUGAACAUCCAAGAAGGAAUGUUCUACUGGUACACGGAUAGCAGCACUGGACCAGCCUUCUCCCAGAAGAACAUCAGUUUCAACUAUUCCAUUGGCUCUAUAGGAUCUCUACUUGGUGUCCUACUCUACCAAAACUCACUCAAGGAUUAUCCUUUCCGUUUCAUUCUGUUUUGGACGCAGUUCCUCUCAAGCAUACUAGGAUUUCUAGAUCUCGUGCUGGUUCUUCGCCUCAACCUCAAGCUUGGCAUUGAAGAUUACAUAUUCAUGGUGAUCAGUGAGGCCAUUUCGCAGAUGGUCGGUCGUGUAAAGUGGAUGCCAAUCCUUGUGCUAAGUUCCCAGCUCUGUCCAAUAGGGAUAGAAGGCACCUUCUUUGCAUUGCUAAUGUCCAUUGAUCAUGUUGGCUUGCUUGUUUCCUCGUGGGGCGGCGGCCUGAUGCUUCAGCUACUUAAAGUUACAAGAACAGAGUUUGGUAAUCUGUGGAUGGCUAUAUUGAUUCGAAAUUUGUUAAGAUUACUACCUCUUCUGCUAUUAAAUUUGGUUCCUAAGAAUGAUCAGAAUUCCAUGGUUCAGUCUGAAGAUUAUUUUGUGAGUAAUGAAGCAGUGGGAGCUGUGUUAUCAGAUACAAAUGGUGUGGAUCAUGAGUCACUUAUCCUUCAUUGA
This is a messenger RNA of Dendrobium catenatum, 1482 nucleotides long. RefSeq names its product probable folate-biopterin transporter 2. NCBI's taxonomy places the organism in Eukaryota, Viridiplantae, Streptophyta, Magnoliopsida, Asparagales, Orchidaceae. The transcript has 5 exons. The record is from RefSeq and is a predicted model, not a curated record. Bases 1 to 1482 code for a protein of 493 amino acids.